GCGGCCCUCUCGGGUACCCCCGGCGGCGAGGGAAAGAUGGCGACGCUGGGAGGCGAGUCGCAGCCCUUCCCCGCCUCUGCUCUGGCGGCGGCGGGUGGGGUGGGCGGCGGCGGCGGCGGCAGCGGGGCGCUGGGUCUGCAGGCGCCGCUGAACCGCGGUCUGGAGCGGGCGCUGGAGGAGGCGGCGCACUCCGGGGGGCUCAACCUGAGCGGCAGGAAGCUGAAGGAGUUCCCGCGCAGCGCCGCCGCCCUCAGCCACGACCUCUCGGACACGGUGCGGGCAGAUUUAUCCAAGAACAGACUAACUGAGGUUCCUGUGGAGUUGUGCCAUUUUGUGUCACUGGAAACACUAAAUCUAUACCACAAUUGUAUUAAAAAUAUACCAGAUGCCAUAGUAAACUUGCAAAUGCUAACUUAUUUAAAUUUGAGUCGAAAUCAGCUUUCUUCUUUGCCAGCUUGCCUGUGUGGUCUUCCUCUAAAAGUCUUAAUUGCAAGUAACAAUAAGCUAGGUUCCCUUCCAGAAGAGAUAGGUCAGCUAAAACAGUUAAUGGAAUUGGAUGUCAGCUGUAAUGAAAUCACAGCUUUGCCACAGCAGAUAGGACAGCUGAAGUCUUUAAAAGAACUGAAUGUUAGAAGAAAUUACCUCGAAGUUUUACCCCAAGAACUAGUGCAUCUUCCCUUGGUAAAGUUUGACUUUUCCUGCAAUAAAGUGCUUGUGAUUCCAAUUUGUUUUAGAAAGAUGAUGCAGUUACAAGUAUUAUUGCUUGAGAAUAAUCCUUUGCAAUCUCCACCAGCACAAAUUUGUACAAAGGGUAAGGUGCAUAUAUUCAAAUAUCUGACUGUACAAGCUUGUCAGAUUAAAACAGCAGACUCACUGUAUCUUAAUGCCAUAGAACCACAGCAUUUGCCACAACCUGUGGAAGAGAGUAUUGAUGACAUCUACCCGAGUAAAAAGGACUCAGAUUCAGGUGUGGGUAGUGAUAAUGGUGAUAAACGUUUGUCAGCAACAGAGCCAUCUGAUGAAGAUAAUGUCAGCUUUAAUGUUCCAAUGUCAGACAUCAUGGAAGAAGAUCAUAUUAUAAAGGAAGAUUCAGGUCACCGUGCUAACUCAAGAAAAGUGGAAUUCCAUCAAGGAUCUUCUCACCUGAUUGUCAAUGAUAAGUCAAGAGAAACAGUAAACCAGUUCGAUGAAUCGGAUACACUUACUUCUGAAUUUAUGAGUUACAUGAAGAGCAGAGCAGCAGAGUGUGAUGAAUUAUUAAGAAUAGAAGAGGACACACAAUGGCAAACAGAUGAAAUACUAAAUUUAUCGGAAGAACAAACUAUUGAUAUAGCAAUGAUAGAACAACUAAGAGAAGCAGUAGAUUUAUUACAAGAUUCCGACAGUGGUCAAAUACAGAUGGAGAUGUCUUCCCUCGGUCAGAGAGAAAGUGCUGAAGAGGAACUAGAAUUUCAGAGGAGGAGGGAGUUUAUAAUGGAGAGAAUAAAGCCUGAAGCGAGAACUUGUGAAAACAGUGAAAAAUGGUCAUUGAAUCAGAAUGAUCUGAUUGUUUGGAAUACAAGUGGGCAGACCUCUCACAAUGAGAAUAAGGAUAAAAGUCCAGCAAUGUCUCCUACUACAAACACCACAAUCCCUUUUGGCCUGAAGCCACGAUCAGCAGACCCAUCCCUCAGUUUUCCUCCUAUCUCCUUCAACACACUUACACAGGCACAAACAUGGGACAACUUUAGCUACAGUAUCCCAUCUGAAGGAGACAGUGACAAUGUAUUCUUAAGACCACAAAGAAAUUUGGAAUCAAUAGACCCACAGUUUACAAUUCGAAGGAAAAUGGAGCAGAUGAGAGAAGAGAGAGAGCUUGUGGAACAGCUACGUGAGAACAUAGAAACAAGACUAAAGAUUUGUUUACCUGAAGACCUGGGGUCAGCUCUGAUGGACGGUGUAGUUCUCUGCCACUUAGUAAAUCAUGUUCGCCCUCGGUCUGUAGGAAGUAUUCAUGUACCUUCACCAGCCGUACCUAAACUUAGCAUGGCCAAAUGCAGGAGAAAUGUGGAAAACUUUUUGGAUGCAUGUAGAAAACUGGGGAUACCAGAGGAAAAGCUCUGCCUACCACAUCACAUCCUGGAAGAAAAGGGCUUGGUAAAAGUGAGCAUAACAGUUCAAGCAUUGCUAGAUGUAACCACAGUGAAACAAGCUUUAUUCACAUGAAACUACUCUCUGCUGUUACCAGCUCCACUGUGCCAUGAAAGAAUCAAAAAACUGCCCGUCUGUUCAAACUGCAUUGAAAAAAAACCCCCAGUACUCCAAGAGUAUUCUUACACUUUUCAUUUUAAAACUGUGUUUCAGACUGUACAUACGUGUCAAACUACAGAGCAGAAACUAAACAGAAACACUUUCUAGAGGAAGUUGGCACUUCACUGCUUUUACAGCUCACUUUGUACAGUACUUUACUAAAACAACCACCUCUCUGCCACUUAAAAAUGUGUGGAGCACACAGCUGUCUUGCAGCAAGAUACCUUGGUAUUAUUAAACUAAGAAUUGCUGUAAUCAUUUGGGGGGAGGGAGAAGGGAGAGUAAAUCAGACUGGCUACCACGUUAGGUUUUUCUGCAGUUGUGUCAGGCUAUUGCCUUUUAAAAAUAUCCAGACAUAAAAUAUUUAUAUAAAUAUUAUUUAUUAGUGAGUUGUUAUUCAUCCUUUGGAUGCAGAAUGUAAAUUAGGAAACUGUAUUUUAUUACUGCUUUUUUUGUGGUUAAACACUUUAUUUUAAUAUAAAUAGUUAUUUUUUAUUCUACUUGGUGUGCAGUAGCUCUAGAUCUUCAAAAAUUGUAUUUUCUAACAUGCAAGAUAAAAAAAGCAAACAAAAUAGGUGCUUUUAUUAAAAGAAGAGCUAGCUGGAAUGGAAUUCUUUAUUUCUUGAUCUGUGGAACAUUGGUAAAAAAUUGUCUGCAUUCCAUUGAGUUUCCUACAUUCCAGUAGCACUUCUCCCCUCACUCCACUAAAUCGGCUGAAACUGAGAGCACACCCAUUUUAUUUGUAUAUAGAUGUUUAAAAACAAAAACGAAAAAAGGAAAUAUGUAAACUUGAACAAUAAAUGUGAACAAAUAUUUUUGAUUGCUUAUUUUACUAUGCACAAGACAUUUAACUUUUGCCACAACAAACUGAAUGAUAUGCAUUAGGAUCACGUGUCUUGAAAUAAAAUUUUGCACUGUAACUUGAUUUCUUUUAAGGACUACGGCACUACAGAACGAAUACAAAAACAUAGCACAAGACCAUUAGCAAGAUUCACCAGAUAGCCAAAAAAUUAAUUUGUUUUCUUCAGUGAUUCCUUCAAGAGGAGAUAAAAUUACUAAAAUUGCCAAAGGCAGUCUCAAAGAUGGGAUCUUCUAGACCUUACCCGCUGCUGGGUACAGUGCUUCUCCUUAAGAGUCUCCGCAGAAUUAAGCACAAUGUUCUGUAGUCCAUGUUUGCAGGAUCAGACCUCUAAUCCCAUGUCAGCAAUAGGAAAUAAGGAAGGUUCUUCUCCUUUUUACCACUUCAUGGUUUUUGAAGAGAUUUUUAAAAGCAUAAUUUAUUAUUAAGACAUCACGCAUUUUAGAUCAAAAAGGUCCAGCACAGCGAUUCUCACACUAUCUGGAACAUCCAUUUUUCAUUCAUACGAGAGGCCAGUGAUGGGACCUGGGCAAGCAGGAUGGGGAAGCUGCACGUGGUGAAAGGCAAGCAGGCAGGGGACACACAGGCAGGUAGUUGGAAAUGCAGAGUGGCAAAAAAAGAGGCAAUGUGGUGGGAGGAUUAAACAUUUAAGCAAGAGCAUGUGGAGAGAACUAUCACAUAAAAACUUUUGGGAAGAAUGAUACACACUUGUCACUACCACCUAUCCAGGCAGUUUCACACCCAUUCACAAACACUGCAUUCAAACCCACCACUGUUCCAGUGGCAGAUUUUUAAUGGCUCACACGGUAUUUGAACACAGACCAUGCGCUUUGAUACCACAAAUUGCUGCCGUGCUGGUGUGUAGUGACAGCAAAGUGUUAGGAGGAGGAAAGUGGGCUCGCAGACAAUGAGGCAUCCAGUAUGCGUGGAAUAUCCAGUUACUUCAACCAAAGCAAAAGCAUUAAUUUUAUAGAGGGAACAUCGACUUAAAUUGUAAUUUUGAUUGGCAGCUAGCUUAUUGUUUCCUUUAAAAUGUACUGUGCACUUUAACACUAAAUGAAAAUGUAUUUUAAUAUUUUACAGAGCUGCACAAAUAUCUGUUUUGUCAAAAGCAAGAGCAAUGUAAAGAAAAUUAAGUUUUCAAGUCAGAGUUUAUCAAAUCUUAAAAGCAUUCAAGGAUUGAGUAUAAAAAUAGGAAUAUUGAUUUCUGCAUCUUGAGGGAUAAAAUGCAGGUUUCCUGAGUAUUUUUUUACAAUGUAUAUAUGUCAACAUGAAGCUUUGUAAUUAUUAUUUUGACAAAUCUUGUUUUUUCAUAAUUAAAAUUUUGGUUUUUUUCUUCUGAUAGUGUCUUUCAGUAUUUGCUUGAAGUUGGCUGUAAAUAAAUAGCUCUAAAUAUUUUGUAAUACAGCUUUUUUUAUGCAGUCUUAACCUGUAUGGCUAAAAAGAGAACCUUCAUGAACCUUUGUACAAUAUUUAUAUGUGCAAUAAAACAUGCAUGGCAAAUCUAUAAUAUCCUACGCAGUGAACAUAAUGUAUAUAGAAAAUCUUUACUGUAGUUACAAUUAAACUAUAUUAUUUGCAGAAAGCCUUUAGUGACUAUCCCUGUGAUUGAUGGUUUCUUGUGAGAGAUGGUGUUUGGAGAGCUUAACACUGGGAAUGAUGGGUUGGGGAUGGAAAAUAAAUGAAUUUUGCAGCUAAACUAGGAAGAGGAUCAAGCUGGUAACUGCUGGGUAACUGCAGAUGUGGUUCCUGCACCUUUGCUACUCGCAUUGUUAAUGUCUCCUGCCAGUCCUUUAGUGACAGUAAAUUAUCUGCCCUCUGCUUCUAGGGCUGGGUGGGCUCAGGGGGACUCCUCCUUCCGUUUGUUCCUGCUCACGUUGAUGUAUAAGAGUCGUUCAUUUUA
Myiozetetes cayanensis is the source of this 5051-nucleotide messenger RNA. RefSeq names its product leucine rich repeats and calponin homology domain containing 1 (gene LRCH1). The record is from RefSeq and is a predicted model, not a curated record. Gene Ontology annotation, molecular function: protein binding. The transcript is spliced from 20 exons. Bases 37 to 2205 code for a protein of 722 amino acids. Lineage: Eukaryota; Metazoa; Chordata; Aves; Passeriformes; Tyrannidae.